Molecule: messenger RNA, 1193 nt
Organism: Zeugodacus cucurbitae (melon fly)
Lineage: Eukaryota; Metazoa; Arthropoda; Insecta; Diptera; Tephritidae
Product: ficolin-1-like
Exons: 3
Coding region: 92-574 (160 amino acids)
Source: RefSeq, a predicted model, not a curated record
CGGUGAAUAUUUCGAUUCGAAUACGAUUUGUGAUUGCAAUUGUGAUGUGCAAGUAGAUGUCGUUCGAACGUUCCUCCAAGAAUUGCAAGCUAUGCGAAAGCGCGAGGACGACAUCUUGAGAGAAAUAUCGCUUGUUCAAACAAAACUGCAAUCGAUCGAAAAACACAAAGGUGGUGGACAUUCAGAGCCUUCAAACUGCGUGGAAGCCGCAGCUCGCAGCUUUAAAAGUGGCAUAUACAAAAUAAAAUUGAACAAGUUUAGUGCCACGCCGUUCGACGUGUUUUGCAAUGAGGAGACGGACUAUGGCGGUUGGUUAGUCAUUCAAAGGCGCGUCAGUGAUUCCGUAGAUUUCUAUAGGGAUUGGCGGGCGUAUAAGGAGGGAUUUGGGGAGCUGGCUGGAAACUACUGGAUUGGAUUGGAAAAGCUGCAUGCGCUCACCAGCAGUUGUCAGCAGGAACUGUAUAUUGAAUUACAAAGGUUUAAUGGUGGCAGUUAUUAUGCGCGCUACACGGAAUUUUUAGUCGGCAGUGAAUCGGAAGGCUAUCCUAUACAGGAACUGCUGGCGAUAGCUUGAAAAUGCACGAGGGUCUAAGGUUCACCACACGCGAUCACGAUAAUGACAAUGCCCCCAAAAGUAAUUGUGCUGUAGAUUACAAAGGUGCUUGGUGGUUCAACAGGUGCUUCGCAAGUCUACUGAAUGGCGAAUAUGGAAAGCGGAAUCUAGGCGUGGUUUGGAAUAGCUUAAGUAAUAGUGAAACAUUAAAGUCGGCGCUAAUGAUGAUACGCCCUACAGAGAAAUGUUUAAGGCGUCGCUCUCUAAAGAAGUCAUAAAUUGACCUUGGUACAUAUUAAUUCGGAAUACUUUGAAUAAAGAAGGGUUUGUAUCAGUAAAAAUUAAUGAUGAAAGCAAUUGUUCAUUUAAAGUUACGCUACACUUUAGGCGCAUUUGCUUUGAUAUUUAUUUGCUGAUUGAAAUAUUGAAUUGCAUACUCUAUGCUAUCACUGAGACAUUUAACGAACGCUUUUAUCGUACACACUCACACACACUUACGGAGCCACGUAAGAGAAGUCCACAAAUGAAUCUUCUCCUCUCUUCUGCUCUCUCUUGCAAAUUUUACUUGUCAUCGAAACUGCCGCAUUUAUGGAAUACGUUUCCAAAAUAUUCACCUGUCAUUUAUUAAUAUUGUGCUAAA